AUGUUGUGUCUUUUCCGUUGGGGGGCUUGGCGACGUUUGUCGUAUAUCUCGCAAGCGCACCGAUCGCUUGGCGUCAGUUGAGUGCCUCCAUUCGCCGGUUGAAGAUCGUUCAGCUUCUUUUUUGUUGGGAACCUUUCGGUUUGAGAAACAAUCUAACAGAAGAUGGAUUUUUACUACCUGCCAGGAUCUGCUCCGUGCCGCGCCGUCCAGAUGACGGCAGCCGCCGUUGGGGUCGAGCUUAACCUCAAGCUCACCAAUCUGAUGGCCGGAGAGCACAUGAAGCCGGAAUUCCUGAAGCUUAACCCCCAGCACUGUGUGCCAACGUUGGUGGACAAUGGCUUCUCGCUGUGGGAAUCGCGCGCGAUCAUGAUCUAUCUGGUGGACAAAUACGGAAAGGAGGACAAACUCUACCCAAAAGAUCCCCGGAAGCGUGCGGUCGUAAAUCAGCGACUCUACUUCGACAUGGGAACGUUGUAUCAACGUUUCGGCGAUUACUAUUACCCGCAAAUGUUCGAAAACGCUUCGGCAGAUCCCGAAAAGUAUCGGAAAAUUGACGAAGCAUUGGAGUUUCUGGACAUCUUUCUGGACGGUCAACAGUUCAUUGCCGGAGGAGAUUCGCUCUCGCUGGCCGAUUUGAGUGUGCUAGCUUCGUUGACGACGUUCGAAGUCGCAGGUUACGAUUUUUCAGGCCACAAAAAUGUUCACGAGUGGUACGGUAGAAUACAGAAAAUCGCCCCCGGAGCGGAUACGAACCGCACGUGGGCCGAGGCCGCGAGGCCUCUUUUCGAUAAGGUUAAACCUCAGCAAUAGGUUUUAAACCCUGUUAUCUUAUCUUGACUGAUGUUUGUUCCGCUCGCUCUGCGAAAAUAAACACAAUCAUUUAUCACCUCA
Molecule: messenger RNA, 891 nt
Organism: Toxorhynchites rutilus septentrionalis
Lineage: Eukaryota; Metazoa; Arthropoda; Insecta; Diptera; Culicidae
Product: glutathione S-transferase 1
Exons: 3
Coding region: 163-810 (215 amino acids)
Biological process (GO): glutathione metabolic process
Molecular function (GO): glutathione transferase activity
Source: RefSeq, a predicted model, not a curated record